This is a messenger RNA of Malassezia pachydermatis, 432 nucleotides long. RefSeq names its product peptidyl-prolyl cis-trans isomerase fkbp14-like protein. Lineage: Eukaryota; Fungi; Basidiomycota; Malasseziomycetes; Malasseziales; Malasseziaceae. Gene Ontology annotation, biological process: protein peptidyl-prolyl isomerization. The transcript is spliced from 3 exons. The coding region runs from base 1 to 432 and encodes 143 amino acids. The record is from RefSeq and is a predicted model, not a curated record. Gene Ontology annotation, molecular function: peptidyl-prolyl cis-trans isomerase activity.
AUGCAGGUUCGUUCGCUUGUUGCGUGGGUCCUCGGCGCCAGUGCGCUUGUGUACGCCAAAGAGCCACCCACGACAUUGCGUAUCGGCGUUACGCACCGCCCUGCGACAUGUGACAUCAAGUCGCAGGUGGGCGAUCAGCUUUCGAUGCACUAUACAGGCCGUCUCUGGGAGGGUGAGAAGUUUGACUCGUCGCUAGACCGUGGCCAGCCUCUGGCAUUUACGCUCGGCCGUGGUAUGGUGAUCCAGGGCUGGGAUCAGGGUUUGCAGGACAUGUGCAUCGGUGAGAAGCGCCGUUUGCAGAUUCCGCCCCACCUGGGCUACGGCGCUAGAGGUGCAGGCGAUGUCAUUCCUCCGAACGCCGUGCUCGUGUUUGACGUGGAACUCGUGAAUAUCCACAGGCCUACCGAGACGAGCGACCAUCUCGAUCUGUAA